Metarhizium acridum CQMa 102 is the source of this 1323-nucleotide messenger RNA. Lineage: Eukaryota; Fungi; Ascomycota; Sordariomycetes; Hypocreales; Clavicipitaceae. The record is from RefSeq and is a predicted model, not a curated record.
AUGACCUUUGGGCCGCAAAAGGCUGCGGCCUCUCGUUGCAUUCAAGGACUGCUGGCUGCCAGCCGAAACCGGUCUCAAUUCUACUCCGCAAGUCGCACGCGCCUUCUCUUCCAUAUGCCGUUCAGACCACUCGUCUCAUCCGUCCUCAGAAGGAUGAAGUCGUCUUCCCCGGCGCAAUCAAUUCGAGUACCCCAGACGCUUCCCAUGGAAGUCCCCGUUGAUGAGGAGAACGUUCCACGUUAUGAUCCAGAGGCUUUCUACCCUGCAAACCCGGGAGACGUUCUAAAUGGCAGAUUUGAGUUGCUGGCCAAACUCGGCUGGGGAACCUCAUCCACUGUCUGGCUUGCCAAUGAUAAUGAGUCGAACCGCUGGAAAAAGUCGAAUAAGUUUGUCGCUAUCAAGAUUUGUACUCGUAAUAUUGUACAAAACGAGAGCCCGCACGAGUUGGAUAUUUCCAUCCACCUCUCCACGGUCAAAUCACAACACCGAGGACGUGCCAUUUUAGGGACAGCUAUUGAGAGUUUCGUCCUAGAUUCGCCCACGGGCUCUUCGCACCUAGCCUUGGUUUUUGAACCCAUGAGGGAACCGCUUUGGCUAUUCAGGAGGCGUAUCAUGGGCCAAGACAAGGCCACGCGUCCAUGGAUGCCUCUAGUAAAGGGAUAUAUCCAGAUUCUUCUCGAGGGGCUUGAUUUUUUACACGAACAAGGCCACAUCAUCCAUACCGAUCUAAAGCCCGACAAUAUCAUGGUCACUUUCGAAGAUCAGUCUGUUAUUGAAGAAUUUGUCCAAGGACAGAUACAGCACCCAAUGGCCCGAAAGACGAUUGGGAACCGGACAGUAUACAGGUGCCAUAAUAACUUUGGAGACAUUGAUGGCAAGGAGAGAUUGAAGAAUAUGUACCCCAAGAUCACCGACUUCGGCCUGGCACAGCGGGGGGACACACCCGGACCCCAUAUUCAUCCCAUACAACCUGACGAUUGCCACGCCCCAGAGGUGAUUCUCGGGGUGGGAUGGUCUUAUAGCGCCGAUAUAUGGAACUUUGGCAUCAUGGUUUGGGACUUCCUCGCAGGCCAAGGGCCUUUCCAGCAGAGCCACUCACACCCAUAUUCCCCAGCAGAGCACCUGGCCGAGAUGAUCGCCUUACUUGGCCCUGUGCCGCCGACAAUGAUACAACGCGAGAGGAGCAUGCGACGAUGGCAGUGGAGUCCUAGGGUACGGAAUGCUCGCGGCGAAUUGUGCAGCAACGCUGCCGAGUUUUACGGAGGCCCAUUCUUCACUAAUGAAGAGUACUAUCGUUCGCUGUUUGUUGCAAAGGCUUACUAG